UAAGAUAGAAGUGCUAAUGAAUGGAAGAAAACACUUUGUUGAAAAAAGGUACAGCGAAUUUCAUGCCUUGCAUAAAAAGCUUAAGAAAUGUAUAAAAACUCCAGAGAUCCCUUCUAAACACGUGAGGAACUGGGUACCAAAAGUCUUGGAGCAACGAAGACAAGGUUUGGAGACAUAUUUACAGGCUGUCAUCUUAGAAAAUGAAGAACUCCCCAAACUGUUUCUUGAUUUCCUAAACGUGAGACACUUGCCCUCCCUCCCAAAGGCAGAGAGUUGUGGAUCUUUUGAUGAGACUGAAUCUGAAGAGUCAAGCAAACUGUCCCACCAGCCGGUGCUGCUGUUCCUCAGGGACCCAUACAUCUUGCCUGCAGCCAGCGAUUUUCCAAAUGUGGUCAUGGAAGGCGUUCUCCACGGGAUAUUUUACCCUCACCUACAGCCCAGGUAGAAAUCCUACACGACUAGAAGGAGCUGACGUGAGUCUCGAAGUCAUAGGCAAGGAAAUCAAUAUCUACCAAAUUAACCUAAACUCGAUGACAUAACAGCUCUAGCUAGCAGUAAAAUCCGCAGUCUCUGCUUCCUUAGGGCAGGGACAUUUCCAUUAGAAUGGUGCUUUUAAAAAUAGAAACUGAACCCUGGCAGUGGUGAGGUUAGGCCAAGUGUUUAAGGAAUAGGAUGUAGCUGCCAAUUUAGAGACGCUAGGGAAGGAGGCGAGCAGAGAAGAUCCCUGGGAGUGUCAUCGCAACAAAACAGCUACUUUCCACUUUUCCUGCAUCAUCUGCUAAUUGAAAAUCCUAUCCUGAAUCAGACUGAGACUGAUCAACGUGGUAGGUUUUUUGGUUCGGAUUUUAUAACACUAAUCUUUUCAUCAUGAGAUUUUCUCACCCAGUGACUUAUGUUCUGGCGUGCUGGCACCAGGAGAGUACCACAUAAACACUGUGCUAAUUGUGAGGAAGAAACUGAACCGAAAAUUAAGUUAUACUGACAAUGUUAUGGCAAAUUUUUUUGAUGUAGUGUGGCAUUUUAGUAUACAUGACAGUGGAGUUGUAGCGUACCCUGGAUGAGUUUCUAAUGGAAGUUCAGAAGCUAAAAUGGGACAUUAAUCUUUGAAAGCCCUUUAGAAAGACACUAUCUUGGCAAUCUGGAACAAGUGGCCCAUCAGUGGAAGAAAUGACAGUUUCUUCGCUUGAAAACCAGCUGAAGAUGUUGAUAACUGUUUGGGAGCCAUUAUGUAUUUUUUCUUUUCAAAAAAUACGCCUAAACACGAGAAUCACACGUCCCCCUACAAGAAGUUGCCCUCAAAGAGGCAGCUAGCUGUCAAUGGACAGUGACCAUUGGAAACCAGGUGGACAGCACUUGUCUUCGUUUAUUAAUGAGCAUUUAAUCAGCGAGUAGCUGGCAUCAUCACGGGAUCUGCUGCUAUUUCCUUUUUUGUUUCCGUCACCUCCUAUACUGAAUCGGUGUAAGUUAAAUACGUUUGUGAUAUAACUCCACCAAAGUCACACAGUCGUAUUCUAGAUCGUAAAAGAUUAAAGCAUACAUGUGUGAGUUGUAUGUAUGUGUUGUAUUUGGGCAUUUCACUCAAAACCAAUGAAUAGCCUUCUUAGGCUUAUUCGUUGUAAUAAUCUUCUGUAAGGGGAAAAAAUAUUUAGAAUAAAAACUAGCAACUACAUCGUGGAUUUGAUUAGCAUCUAAGCCUACAGGCCUAAAGUCUGCUGCAAACUUUAAGAGAUCCGUUUAUGGAUACAGCUGUUUCAGACAAGCAAGAACUAAAUAAUCCAGUGUCAUCAACCAAAAAUAACUGAAUAGUCAAGCGUUGGAGAUAUUUUUUAAAUGUUUUUGUUAUUAGUUAUUUUGCAUUAAAU
Condylura cristata (star-nosed mole) is the source of this 1862-nucleotide messenger RNA. RefSeq names its product sorting nexin 24 (gene SNX24). The record is from RefSeq and is a predicted model, not a curated record. The transcript has 6 exons. Gene Ontology annotation, molecular function: phosphatidylinositol phosphate binding. NCBI's taxonomy places the organism in Eukaryota, Metazoa, Chordata, Mammalia, Eulipotyphla, Talpidae. The coding region runs from base 17 to 445 and encodes 142 amino acids.